Molecule: messenger RNA, 3305 nt
Organism: Chara braunii
Lineage: Eukaryota; Viridiplantae; Streptophyta; Charophyceae; Charales; Characeae
Source: the annotation of a GenBank genome assembly
GGCUCAGUUCACAGCGGCAUUGACAGCAGCAAUGGUCUUGGCAAAACUCUUUGAAGUAACACCCCUGUAUCACACAAUGUACCCAUAUGCUUGCUCUGGAGCUGCAGAUCAUGUGCUCUGGCCAUCACCGCCAUCAUCCUGGUGGGGCUUUUUUUUUUUCCUUCAUCCCAGCGGGUUCUGAAGUAUAGUUCCCUUUUUUUUUUCCUGAUGUUUCUCCAUAGGUUUUUUUUUUUUGAAAGGGACUGCACCGUGCUUUCGUUUCUUUGUUAGCGGUUUUUCUAUCUGUGGGGUUUUAGUGUCGGUAUAUGUACGGUGUGAAGUUUGCUAAAGGGGGAUAAACGAUAACCUGCCUUCUCCGCCUCCGUUGUCUCAGUCCUUUGAGUAUGACACUGAAAAGUCUAAAAGUGAUAUCAUAGGUGGAUUUUGUCAUAUUUACUCAUUGGCUCGAUGACCCUGGGGCUCACUCGUCAUUCUUUGACAGCCCUGGGCCAGGCACAAAAUUUCCCCAGAUGGAUUGUAUAUAUACGUUGGUGUAAUUUCAGAUAAGGUUUUUUUUUUUUUUUUUUUUUUUUCCCGCUUAGGCAUCAGUCAUACGGUCAACGUUGACUUCUUGGGGAUUAGAGAGAUGCAUCUGGUCAAGCAGUUGGCUGGUCGCUCUCGCCUCCAAUUUUUUCCCCAGUUGUUGUAGUGUGUGUGUGUGUGUGUGUGUGUGUGUGUGUGUGUGUGUGUGUGUGUGUGUGUGUCUUUAUGUGGCGACCUGCUGCAGCAUCCUGUAUAUGCACUUUGCACAGUGAGAUAACGACUGAAACGCUCACCUUGCGUUGGGAAAGGGCCCUGCACGACUGAUCAAUUGCUUUGGAAACACAGACAACAAUAAGGGUGCCGACAGCCACACUGCCACCUUCUGUUUAUCAAGCUUCUACCUGUGACGCAAUAACAUCUUGGACCGAAUAGCUUGCUCGCGAGCCUUUCCACUCUCAGUUGAGGGGCUAUGGCUACGGACCGUUCCAUCUUCUCUUGUCAUGGUGAAGAUUGAGGGUCCUCUGUGCUCUUGAGGUCUACGAAUUUCACCAGUCUGUGAUCGCUAUGAGGCACACUCGAUUUUAGCUUAUCAGCUUGCGGAUGUGUUUGCGUUGCUUACAUCCAAUGAUGCGUGCUACCGGGAGAAGUUAGGCAGACUUGAGGACAUAGGUAGGGCUUCCAUGUGAUGAACUUGGUUGGUUGUUCAAAGAAGCAAAGCCCGACACGGCAGCACGAGGUAGCAGCAGCAUCAUGGGUCCCUCUUUACUAUCUCCCCUCCCUUGCAGCCAGCCAGUCAGCUUCCUCUUGUCAUGGAGGGCAAGAAGAGAUUAUGUCGCAUAAGCUAGGAGGCGCACCAAGCAUUAUGCCUCCAAAGACGGGUGCGUUCAUUGCACAAGCUGCAAAGGGGUGUCAUGGAUAGAUAACAUGCGCCGAGUUUGGGGUCUCAUGCCAGCUUCCAUGGUAUGAUCUCUGUACUUUCAUUCAUCUAGAUUCUAGAUCCAUCUGGGUUCGAACUUGGGUCUGUGGCUCCGCAGGCCUUGUUCCACAUGGUAGAAGGUUGGAAGUGGAUCUACGAUGAUGCAAAACAUUCCUCAGGGACUCUAAGAAUGAGUGCCGCCAUCGUAUGGCUUGUACAGGCAGCAUGGCUUGUGCAGUGGUUGACACAGGAUCGAUAUCGGUACCAGCCAUCUUGGAGAGCGCACCGUUGAUUGAUAUCAGGAUAUUUUACCGUAGGGGAUGACUUUUGGUUGCCGGCGCUGUGUUUGAACAGGCGAUCGGUCCAUCAGGUGAUGUGCACUUUUAUGUCCAAGCUCUUAGACUUGUUUGAAGUUCAAGGCGUGUGCGAGAAUACUCCCUCUUGAGCGUAUUCCAACACCUUAUUAUUAAUCAGUGAUUUGGCGUCAGUUCUACGGAUGAAGACUCAAAAAAAGACCAUGGUGUGACAUGGGCUUUAGUGGCUGCUGUUGCUGCUUCUGUUGAUUGCCGUUCAACCAAACUGGGUUGAUAUGACUUCAUAUGCUGCAAGGGGACGUCUUCAUGCAUAACUGCGAAGAUCGCUAAUUAUUGGACUACAUGGUUUCAGAUUCAGAUCAACAUUCCACAUGAGUAGUAGACAAAGUUUUCAGAUUCAGGUUUAUCUGUUGCUGGGGUUAUAAUCAGGGCUGUUGACCCUGGGCGCCCGUGGCAGGCCGAGGCAAGGGCAGGGGAGGGGCGGGGCAAGGGCGGUGGAGGGGCAGGGCAAGGGCGGGGGAGGGGCUGCAGGGGUGGGGUUGGAGCAGGGUUGGUUGGCCGGAGAUUCCUGAUUCUUCCCCCCCCCCCCCCCCGGGCACAUGCUAAACUGGGUUUGCCUCUGCGGUACCGUCCAGGGGCAACAUGUCAAGCCAGUUUCCUCACUGUUGGUAAUCAGACCACCGCCAUCCUCGCCCCCCACCCUGGCCGCUAGAUCAGCGGGGCAGUGACAGGCAGAGGCAAGGGAAAGGGAGGGACAAGGGCGGGGGCGGGGCGGGGCGGCCUCGGCAGGGGCGGCAGGGGUGGGGUUGGAGCGGGGUUGGUUGGCCGGAGAGUCCUGAUUCUUGUGCCCCCCCCAAGCACGUGCCAAAACUGGGUUGCCUCUGUGGUAAGUACAGGGGGAACAUGUCAAGCCGGUUUCCCCACUAUAGCUAAUCCCACUGCUGCCAUCCUCGCCGCCCCCCCGGGUGUUUCCCCACCUCCAUCCAGGGGCAGGGUGAGGCAGAGGUCUAGGGAUCCAUGCCCCGUCCCCAGAUUUCAUGUGUGUAUCUCUGCGUGACAACCCUGAUAAUGGAACGGACAUACCAUUGAAAAUUGAUUUGUUUUCACCGCUGUAACGGUUUGGAAUCAAGACGGUUAUGGCAGGGCUGAUCAUCCCAGAGUGCAAGGGUAGGGCUUGGGAUUUCUGACAUCUUCAGCAAUGUGUUGUAGUGGAGAAUUGCAUGGAUGAUUUCAUAGAUUUGGACAUGUGGCAAAAUCAGUUUGGUGUCAUAAAGCCAGAGAGUGCAAAGGUACCGUACGGUGGGGAUAGUUGCGCUGGUCACUCCACCACGGUAGUAUGCACGACCAACUUUGACAGGGUAAUUUGUUCUAAAUAGGCGUGUUACGUUUUGACUUUUAACAUUGAUGAGCAGUUCGAUGUGUUAGCCUCCCAGUCCAGGUUCCAGUGCAGUGAAACUGGGCCAUAUGUGUGUAUAUCAGCUUUCUGGGAGCCCACUGUUCCCUUCAUCGGUGAAGAAUGACAAGAACAGCGUAGAGCUUGCAGCUGAUAUACG